AUGACUUCCUCUUCUUUUCUAGAGGAACUUGGCCCCGUAGCGGUUUCCCAUCGGAAUGAGUUGGAGGAGGUGAAGCGUCAGUUGGGUAUUGAAAGGAAUGAAUUGGACUGUUGGAUUUAUGCUUUUCUGGAGAACAAAAAGUUUGAUAUCAAAGAAACUGUGGCAAAAUUGCAGCGGCGCUUUGCAAUGGAAGUGAGUGAAAUGGCCAAAUAUGAAGUAACGGAAAGCAUGCGCUCGUCUCUUCGUUCCGGCAUUAUUCAAGCAAUUGGGGAGGAUAAAUGUGGUCGUACCGUAUUUUACGUCACAGUCAGUAGAGAUACAAGUUCAGAAGGUACUCGUGAAGAGAAGAAACGGACAUUUGACUUGAUAGUGAGUUAUGGAACACGGUUACGAGCGGAUAACAAACGGUGCCAAAUGGUACUGCUCGUGAAUUAUGAGAACGCAAGUAUGUUAAGUAACGUGGACAUGUCGCUUCAGAUGGAUGUUGCGACGCGCGUGUCCAAAUUUUUUCCAGGAUGCAUCAGUAAAGUCCUGCUGUGCAAUAUGGGCUCAAUUUUGUGUACGUUUAUGAAGCCGGUGUUGGGAACCAUGCCGGCUUCUUUUUCCGAUACCAUUUCGUUAUUUUCUUCAAAUGAUGUGACUAAUGGUUCGUUACUUGAAUAUAUCGACAAGAGCGUCCUUCCCGUACAACUUGGCGGGACAAACGACUGUGAUGAUCAGGUGCAUUGGGACCGUUACGCGGAUAUUAUUGAGAAUUAUUACCGUGAUAUGAGGAUCGCUAUUGUGGAGCGAGGGCUAAAGGUGAAGGAUUGGGAGUUGGAGUGCCUUUCUGCUAAUGAAUAA
Messenger RNA from Trypanosoma brucei brucei TREU927, 843 nucleotides. RefSeq lists its product as hypothetical. NCBI's taxonomy places the organism in Eukaryota, Euglenozoa, Kinetoplastea, Trypanosomatida, Trypanosomatidae. The record is from RefSeq and is a predicted model, not a curated record. The transcript has a single exon. Bases 1 to 843 code for a protein of 280 amino acids.